CUAAGUGCGCGGUGCGUUUGGCUCCUCUAAAGCCAGCCUCGGUCGGCCUGUGUCUCAUCCACAGGGCUUUCUCCAAACGCUGUUCGCAAUCACAGCCACACCAAUUGCACAACGGCAGCGAAGACGUCGGGACGUUUUUAACAUGUUGAGGUUAUUUUUGAUCGGUCUUCUUGCCGGGGUUUCCCGGGCCAGUGAUGUGCUAGAAUUCACGGAUGACGAUUUUGACAGCAGUAUCGGAGACCACGAUCUUGUCCUGGUGGAGUUCUUCGCCCCAUGGUGUGGCCAUUGUAAACGACUAGCACCUGAGUAUGAAGCAGCCGCCACACGUCUGAAGGGAAUUGUCUCAUUGGCCAAGGUUGACUGCACAGCAAACAGCAAUGUCUGCAGCAAGUACGGGGUCAGUGGCUACCCUACGCUGAAAAUCUUCAGGGAUGGAGAGGAGUCUGGUGCUUACGAUGGUCCCAGAACUGCAGAUGGGAUUGUCAGCCACCUUAAAAAACAGGCAGGUCCAGCUUCUGUGGAGCUCAAAGCUGAAGCAGAGUUUGCGAAAUUCAUCUCCGAUAAAGAUCCAAGUGUUGUUGGGUUCUUUUCUGACAGUGCAAGCACAGCUCAGGGAGAGUUUCUGAAGGCUGCCAGUGCACUGAGAGAGUCUUACCGCUUCGCCCACAGCAACGUUGAAGCUGUCCUACAGAGCCAAGGCAUUGAGGGAGAGGGCGUUGUCGUGUUCCGCCCACCACAGCUCAGCAACAAGUUUGAGGAGAGCAGUGUGAAUUUCAGUGGCGAGAAGUUCACCAGUAACAAGAUCAAGAAGUUCAUCCAGGACAACAUCUUUGGAAUCUGCCCAUACAUGACAGAUGACAACAAAGACCAGAUGAAGGGGAAGGACCUGUUGGUUGCCUACUAUGAUGUGGACUAUGACAAGAACCCCAAGGGAUCCAACUACUGGAGGAAUAGGGUGAUGAAGGUUGCCAAGAUCUUCCUGGAUCAGGGCAAGCAGCUGAGCUUUGCUGUGGCCAGCAGGAACGCCUUCAGCCACGACAUGUCUGAGCUAGGCCUGGAGUCCAGCUCUGGGGAGCUUCCCGUGGUGGGAAUCCGCACGACUAAGGGAGACAAAUACGUCAUGACUGAGGAGUUCACUCGUGACGGAAAAGCCCUGGAGAGUUUCCUGCAUAACUACUUUGAUGGCAAGCUGAAGCGCUACCUCAAGUCAGAGCCCAUUCCAGAGAGCAAUGAUGGACCUGUCAAGGUUAUCGUGGCUGAAAACUUUGACUCCAUUGUCAAUGACGAAGGCAAAGAUGUGCUCAUUGAGUUCUACGCACCCUGGUGUGGCCACUGCAAGAGCCUGGAGCCCAAAUACAAAGAGCUGGGAGAGAAGUUGGCCAACGAUCCCAAUGUUGUCAUUGCCAAGAUGGAUGCCACAGCCAAUGAUGUGCCAUCCCCAUAUGAAGUCAGAGGAUUCCCAACAAUUUACUUUUCUCCAGCUGGACAGAAGCAGAGCCCAAAGAAAUAUGAGGGAGGUCGUGAGGUGAACGACUUCAUCUCCUACCUGAAAAAGGAGGCCACUAACCCCCUGGUGGUGCAGGAAGAGGCCAAGAAGAAAAAGAAGAAGUCAGAGCUAUAAAACCCUCCCAACUGGAACUCAUCACCCCCCUCCCCCCAAUAUGAGGAGGAUUGAGGAAUCCUCACAGAACUAAAUUAUAUUCCAGUCCUCUUAGUGAACUACCGAAUGCGCUGAAGCCAAGUCACACCGAUGUGGCCCUCCCUUUGGGUCCUCGCUACUCUGGGAAUUCUGUGGAAGGUUGAGAGGUGGUGGCCAGGGCCUGCCUGAUGUAAAAACAAACAAAAAAAAAUGUUAGGGAAGAGGGACAGCUUUUGAAAAUUUGAGAUUAUUUCCCCUGGUCUGUCUACUACACCUCAGACUGACGCACUUUGGUUUGCCACCAGUCUUCAGUCAUCUAUUGCUUUGUUUUUGUUUUUGCCUCGUGGACAAGGGGUAUUGGUUAUGGUGACCUGUAAUUUUUUUUCUUUAUUUUGUAUCACGUCUUUGUUUUUGUACAUUUGGAAGGAUUGUGAAUAAAAGGCCCACAAAACAAAAGAA
Lampris incognitus (smalleye Pacific opah) is the source of this 2098-nucleotide messenger RNA. RefSeq names its product protein disulfide isomerase family A, member 3 (gene pdia3). Gene Ontology annotation, molecular function: protein disulfide isomerase activity. Bases 143 to 1621 code for a protein of 492 amino acids. NCBI's taxonomy places the organism in Eukaryota, Metazoa, Chordata, Actinopteri, Lampriformes, Lampridae. The transcript is spliced from 13 exons. Gene Ontology annotation, biological process: response to endoplasmic reticulum stress; protein folding. The record is from RefSeq and is a predicted model, not a curated record. Gene Ontology annotation, cellular component: cell surface; endoplasmic reticulum.